AUGAACACUUCUGAAUCAUCGGCGCCCCCUCCGACAGGUCCCAGCAACCGCAAAGAGCUCGGCUCCUCGUCGUCUCGCUCGGACUCGCGUCUAUCAUCGUCCUUUGGCAGCAGCCGGUCCCACUCGAGCUCGUCCCGAAAGCAGGCUCGUCCUGCAAACCAGCCGCCCCAGCCCCAGUCCACCGAGUCCACCCCGAUCUUUAACGGUGUAGACGCCUCGAGGCGCAAUUAUCAGUCCACCGACGGUCCCUCCACCUCCCAGCCCGGUCAGAACAAAGAUGCCCCAGACAAUGCUGGGCCGAGUAACGGUGCCGCUGGUACCGCGCCCAACCAGGAGACCAACCCGGCAGACUCGCCUGCCGAGUUACGACAGUCCUGGUACAGCCGACUAGCAGACCGAUAUGGCAGUCUGGAGCUGGAGAACAAGGGCAGUGUCGCACGCGACCAUCUUGCGCUAGAACGAACAUUCCUAGCAUGGAUGCGCACCUCCCUGGCCUUCGCCUCCAUCGGCAUCGCCGUAACCCAACUCUUCCGUCUAAACACCGCCACCACAACCACACACGAGUCCCAGGUCCACUCGUCCUCCGCUAUCCUCCCGCCUCAUCUUUUCUCAGAGUAUAAUAGUCGCCCCGCAUUCACCGACGCCUCCUCCAAUUCCUCCCGCCUCCGCAGCGUCGGCAAGCCCCUCGGCACGACGUUCAUCGCCGUCGCCAUCCUGAUCUUGAUCAUUGGCUUCCACCGCUACUUCGAGAGCCAGUACUGGAUUAUCCGGGGCAAGUUCCCUGCGAGUCGUGGCAGCGUCGCCAUCACGGCGCUUGUGGCUGCCGCGCUGAUUGUUGCUGCUCUGGCGGUUAUUCUGGCUGUUUCGCCUGGUGCUAUUGAGCGGUAG
Penicillium alfredii is the source of this 888-nucleotide messenger RNA. RefSeq lists its product as uncharacterized. The record is from RefSeq and is a predicted model, not a curated record. The transcript is spliced from 2 exons. NCBI's taxonomy places the organism in Eukaryota, Fungi, Ascomycota, Eurotiomycetes, Eurotiales, Aspergillaceae. Bases 1 to 888 code for a protein of 295 amino acids.